AUGGCAUCCAAAUCAGUUGAAAAGAGCAUCUCCGCCUAUGGCGAGGCUCGUUCAACCGUGGAAGGGAAGCCUCUCGACGCCGAGACAGUUCGGAAGAUGAGCGCCUACUUUCGUGCCAGCAUGUACCUAUGUUUGGGCAUGCUCUACCUUGUCGAAAACCCACUCCUCGCAGAACCACUCAAGUUGGAGCAUCUUAAAGCUCGACUGUUAGGUCAUUGGGGCUCCGACUCCGGGCAGGCUUUCACCUGGAUACACAUGAACCGUCUCAUCAAGAAGUACGACCUCGAUAUUCUGUUUGUUUCCGGCCCCGGACAUGGCGCCCCUGGAAUCAUAUCACAAUCUUACCUUGAGGGUGUCUACUCGGAAGUCUACCCGGAUAAAUCCGAGGAUACGGAGGGUAUGAGGAAGUUCUUCAAACAAUUCUCCUUCCCUGGUGGCAUUGGAAGUCACGCAACCCCCGAGACACCUGGCAGUAUCCACGAGGGAGGUGAGCUGGGAUAUUCAAUCUCGCAUGCCUUUGGCUCGGUCUUCGACAAUCCCAAUCUCAUCACUUUGACCAUGGUUGGAGACGGUGAAUCCGAGACCGGCCCGCUUGCAACCAGCUGGCACAGCACGAAGUUCCUGAAUCCGAUCACCGACGGAGCAGUCCUGCCCGUUCUUCAUCUCAAUGGAUACAAGAUCAAUAACCCAACGGUGCUCGCACGAAUCAGCCAUGAAGAGAUUUCAUCUUUGCUCGUUGGAUAUGGAUGGAAACCAUACUUUGUAGAGGGAAGUGACUUCGACAGUAUGCAUCAAGCCAUGGCGGCUACACUCGAGCAAUGUGUCACAGAGAUCAGGGAAUACCAGAAGAAAGCUCGAGAGACAAAGACCCCAUUCCGGCCUCGCUGGCCAAUGAUCGUUCUUCGCACACCCAAGGGAUGGUCGGCUCCACGGGAGGUUGAUGACCAUUUUCUCGAGGGAUUUUGGCGCGCGCACCAGAUUCCCCUCACUGAUGUCCGCACCAACCCAGCUCAUCUUAAAUUGUUGGAAACAUGGAUGAGGGGCUACAAACCAGAAGAGCUCUUUGACAAGAAUGGCAGAUUGAUUCAGGAACUGAAGGAACUCGCGCCCACAGGUUACUCGCGGAUGAGUGCCAACCCCGUUGGCAACGGAGGUCUUCUACGCAAGCCACUCAAUAUGCCUGAUUUCCGAAAGUAUGGAUUCACUGAUAUUAAUCCCGGCUUGACAUCCAAGGGAGGCAUGGUCAACAUGGCCAAAUUCCUUCGUGAUAUUAUCGCUCAGAACAUGCAAAACUUCCGGCUCUUUGGGCCCGAUGAAACUGAGUCUAACAAGCUUUCUGAGGUGUACAAAGCAGGCAAGAAAGUCUGGAUGGGAGAGUAUUUUGAAGAAGAUAAAGACGGAGGAAAUCUGGCCCCCGAUGGCCGCGUGAUGGAGAUGCUCAGUGAACAUACCUGUGAAGGGUGGCUAGAAGGCUACAUUCUUUCUGGGCGGCACGGACUGCUCAAUAGCUAUGAGCCUUUUAUCCACGUCAUUGAUUCCAUGGUGAACCAGCAUUGCAAGUGGAUCGAGAAGUGCCUCGAGAUAGAGUGGAGAGCCCGAGUCGCGUCUCUCAACAUCCUCAUUACCGCUACUGUGUGGAGACAAGACCACAAUGGCUUCACCCACCAGGACCCCGGAUUCCUUGAUGUGGUGGCUAACAAAAGCCCCGAGGUGGUUCGCAUCUAUCUCCCGCCAGACGGCAACACUCUCCUAUCGGUGAUGGACCACUGUCUCCGCAGUGUCAACUACGUGAAUGUCAUCGUCGCCGAUAAACAAGAGCACAUCCAGUUCCUAAACAUGGAUGCAGCUGUACAGCACUGUACCAAGGGUCUCGGAAUCUGGGACUGGGCAAGCAACGACCAAGGCGCAGAGCCAGAUGUCGUGAUGGCAUCCUGUGGUGAUGUUUCAACGCACGAAGCCCUAGCCGCGACCGCACUACUACGCGAACAUCUCCCACAGCUUAAAGUCCGUUUUGUUAAUGUGGUGGAUCUAUUCCGACUGAUUUCAGCCGUUCACCAUCCCCAUGGAAUGCCCGACAAGAAGUGGAAGUCCAUUUUCACCACCGACAAGCCCAUCAUAUUUAACUUCCAUUCCUACCCCUGGCUCAUCCACCGACUCACGUACAAGCGACCCGGCCAGCAUAACUUGCAUGUGAGAGGGUACAAAGAGAAGGGCAACAUUGACACGCCAUUUGAGCUAGCUUUGCGCAAUGAGACCGAUCGAUACAGUCUCGCCAUAGCUGCCAUUGAUUUGGUUCAAUCUCUUGGGAACACGGCAUCUGGCGUGAGAGAGACACUGAUCAAUGAGCAGCUUGCGGGAAAAUCUGAGGCUUUCGAUAAUGGGAUUGAUCCUGAACAUAUUCGGAACUGGAAAUGGCCUUUCUCGAAAGAGUAG
This is a messenger RNA of Penicillium vulpinum, 2433 nucleotides long. Its product is annotated as phosphoketolase family protein. Gene Ontology annotation, biological process: carbohydrate metabolic process. Gene Ontology annotation, molecular function: aldehyde-lyase activity. The coding region runs from base 1 to 2433 and encodes 810 amino acids. The transcript has a single exon. The record is from RefSeq and is a predicted model, not a curated record. NCBI's taxonomy places the organism in Eukaryota, Fungi, Ascomycota, Eurotiomycetes, Eurotiales, Aspergillaceae.